AUGGACUUCUUUAGCAGAGGCUAUGCAGCCAUACGAGGUGAACGUGGACAACCUCAGGAAGCGGAUGAGACGAUUGAGAAACUAGCCGACUGUCUUGAGACUGCGACACUUCUGGAGGACCGACGCGCUGGCGUACUUAGCUUAAAGGGCCUUGUACGAGAUUGGCCAGAGGAAGUAGGCAACAAGAGUCUUCCUGGGUUGAUUAAAGUACUUCACACGGAUUACAGAGAUGCAGAUGUCACAAAAUCUGUUCUCGAAACUAUUAAUGUGCUGUGCACUGUCGACCAUCCUGUAGAAGAUAGGGGAUAUCGCUUCACAGACUACUUUAUUGAGGACUCUACAAAUGUAACUCUCUUGCUCGAUAUUCUCGAGGAGUACGAUUUUUAUGUUCGAUUCAACACCAUCAAACUGCUCUCAACCAUCCUGACAAACCGUAGUAAGCGAAUUCAAGAGUGUAUCCUGACAAGUCCUAUGGGUAUCACUCGUCUCGUGGAUCUUUUGGAUGACAAGAGAGAUAUUAUCCGCAAUGAGAGUUUAUUGUUAUUAAUUGCACUUACUCGUAACAACACCGAGAUCCAAAAGUUGGUUACAUUCCAAGCAACCUUUGAGAAACUUUUGGUUGUGAUUGAGGAGCAAGAGGGUAUUUCGGGUGAUAUUGUCGUUCAAGACAGUUUGACAUUGAUGCACAACCUGCUUCGUUAUAAUGUUUCCGAUCAGGUAUGCACAUGGAGUUAA
Molecule: messenger RNA, 735 nt
Organism: Phycomyces blakesleeanus NRRL 1555(-)
Lineage: Eukaryota; Fungi; Mucoromycota; Mucoromycetes; Mucorales; Phycomycetaceae
Exons: 5
Coding region: 1-735 (244 amino acids)
Biological process (GO): endoplasmic reticulum to Golgi vesicle-mediated transport; transcytosis; intracellular protein transport
Cellular component (GO): ER to Golgi transport vesicle membrane; Golgi stack; endoplasmic reticulum
Source: RefSeq, a predicted model, not a curated record